This is a messenger RNA of Glycine soja, 1253 nucleotides long. Its product is annotated as protein LIKE COV 1-like. The coding region runs from base 111 to 908 and encodes 265 amino acids. Gene Ontology annotation, cellular component: Golgi apparatus. NCBI's taxonomy places the organism in Eukaryota, Viridiplantae, Streptophyta, Magnoliopsida, Fabales, Fabaceae. The record is from RefSeq and is a predicted model, not a curated record. Gene Ontology annotation, biological process: stem vascular tissue pattern formation. The transcript is spliced from 7 exons.
AAAAAAAAAAAAAAGAGAGAGAGAGAGAAAAGAGAAAGAAGGAAGGCGAAGCCCACAAAGAAAGAAAACAAUAGUUUCAGAAGCAGAAAGAGGUUUUCCGUUCCGAAACGAUGUCCUCCAUGGCCAUCACCACCAGAGACAGAGAUCGAGAGCUUCUCAUCCCCGUCGCCGACACCCCCGCCGGCGAUGCCGCCGUCUCCCCUUCCCCCAAGCCAUCGUCGUCGGCGUCGUCCCCGCAUCAUUCCGGACGCGAGACUUUUUACAAAGUUGUUAGAAGCUGGGCAUCAAAAAAGUUUAUGACUGGAUGUGUCAUUCUCUUUCCAAUUGCAAUUACCUUCUAUAUAACAUGGUGGUUUAUUCAUUUCGUGGAUGGAUUUUUCUCUCCUAUCUAUGCUCAGCUUGGAAUUGAUAUUUUUGGUCUUGGAUUCAUAACUUCCAUAACUUUCAUCUUCUUGGUCGGGGUUUUCAUGUCAUCAUGGUUGGGUGCUUCUGUCCUGGGCCUUGGGGAGUGGUUUAUCAAGCGAAUGCCACUUGUUCGUCAUAUUUAUAAUGCCUCCAAGCAGAUUAGUGCUGCUAUCUCUCCAGAUCAAAAUACACAAGCCUUCAAAGAAGUAGCCAUCAUUCGGCAUCCACGUAUUGGAGAAUAUGCAUUUGGAUUCAUCACCUCAUCUGUUACCCUUCAGAACUAUUCUGGAGAUGAGGAGUUAUGCUGUGUCUAUGUUCCUACAAAUCAUCUUUAUAUUGGUGAUAUAUUUCUUGUCAACACCAAGGAUGUCAUUAGGCCAAACUUAUCAAUUCGUGAAGGAAUUGAGAUUGUUGUUUCGGGAGGCAUGUCAAUGCCACAGAUCCUAUCAACGAUCGAUUCACGCAUCAGACCUGGGGAAAUAAGUAGAAUCAACAGAAGCUGAGAGUGAAGGGCGUAUUAGUUUUUCAUGUUAUAGUUCCUUGGUAUCUUAUGAAGCCAUCAGAAUGACAAUGCAAUCAUUGUGGUUUGGAUGCAAGUGUUGAAUAUACGCGAUUGAUUGCUCUGAGAAAGUUACAUACUCUGAUGGCUUGUGUAACAUUCGUUUGAGUAGGAAUGUAGAACUUAGCAUUUGUUUGACAACCUUACAGAAUUCUAUUCUCUGCUUGGAGUCUCGAAUUUUUACCUGUGUAUAAUGUACUGGUUCUCCACUCGUUAUAGCAAUUCAAUUUUGUAGUGCUGAUUGAUUGAUGGUUUUCAGCCUAAUGCAGUGUUUCUAUGUUAUCAUUAA